AUGGCCCCUGAGAAAGAUGGCAAUGGAUUGGACAACAAUGCAUUUGCUAUGGAUGGUGAGGAGAGCCUUUCUGAGUUGCCUGAAAAGAAAGAGGGAAAAGAUUCCAACAUGACAGAUGAGAACAGCAGAAACAGACUAAUCUACUGUAUCACUGAUGUUCCACCAUGGUACCUGUGCAUCAUCCUAGGAAUUCAACACUACUUGACAGCAUUUGGUGGCAUUAUCGCCAUUCCACUGAUCCUGACCCAAGGGCUGUGUCUACAGCAUGAUGGCCUAACCCAGAGUCACCUUAUCAGCACCAUCUUCUUUGUCUCUGGCAUGUGCACUCUGUUGCAGGUCACCUUUGGAGUCAGAUUACCCAUUCUACAAGGUGGCACUUUCACCUUGCUUGCACCUUCCAUGGCUUUGCUAUCGAUGCCAGAGUGGACUUGUCCUGCAUGGACGCAAAAUGCCAGCUUGGUCAACACCUCCUCCCCAGAGUUCAUUAAUGUGUGGCAGAGUCGCAUGCAAGUGCUGCAGGGAUCCAUUAUGGUGGGCUCCCUGCUCCAGGUGUUUGUGGGAUUCUCUGGUAUAAUUGGCUUUCUUAUGCGCUUCAUUGGUCCUCUGACCAUUGCACCAACCAUCUCCCUGAUUGGUCUGUCCCUUUAUGACUCAGCUGGUGUGAAUGCGGGAAACCACUGGGGAAUUUCUGUCAUGACCACAAUCUUGAUUGUGCUGUUUUCACAGUACCUUCGCCAUAUCGCUCUGCCUUUCCCCAAAUACAACAAGACCAAGAAAUUCCACACUUCUAAGAUCUACAUUUUUCAGAUUCUUCCUGUGCUGUUGGGAAUCACACUGUCCUGGCUGAUCUGUUACCUCUUUACCAUCUAUAACGUCUUACCUUCAGAUCCAACCCAGUAUGGCUACCUGGCUCGCACUGACAUUAAUGGUGAUGUCAUAAGCCCUGCACCAUGGUUCAGGUUUCCUUACCCAGGUCAGUGGGGUGUACCAACAGUGAGUUUGGCAGGGGUGCUAGGGAUCAUGGCUGGGGUUAUAGCCUCCGUGGUUGAGUCUGUGGGUGAUUACUACGCCUGUGCCAGGCUUUCUGGUGCUCCUCCUCCACCCAAACAUGCCAUAAACAGGGGAAUUGGUAUCGAAGGACUGGGGUGUCUACUGGCAGGGGCAUGGGGCACAGGAAAUGGGACCACUUCCUACAGUCAGAAUGUUGGAGCCCUCAGCAUCACUAAGGUUGGUAGUCGCAUGGUUAUUGUAGCCAGUGGAUUCUUCAUGAUUAUUCUGGGUGUGUUCGGGAAAAUUGGAGCCAUUUUCACCACCAUCCCAACCCCUGUUGUUGGAGGGAUGUUCCUGGUAACAUUUGGGGUCAUAGCUGCAGCCGGAGUGUCUAAUCUUCAGUAUGCAGAUAUGAACUCAUCUCGAAACGUCCUUAUCUUUGGAUUUUCCAUGUUUUCUGGACUAGCCAUUCCUAACUGGAUUCUCAAAAACCCCACUGCCAUAGCAACAGGUGUAACUGAGUUGGACCAGGUAUUUCAGGUGCUCUUAUCCACCAGCAUGUUUGUGGGAGGUUUCCUUGGGUUUAUUCUUGACAACACUGUCCCUGGCACCAAGCGUGAACGAGGCGUCAUGGCCUGGAGCAAGGCCCAUGAGGCAGACUCAGGCAGCUCUUUGCAGGAGAAUGAAGUGUACAGCCUUCCAUUUGGCAUCAGUUCUUACUUUUCUUCUUUCUCACUGGUUAGAUAUCUGCCUUUUUGCCCCUCUAACAAAACAAACAUGCAGGAUCAGACCCCCAGCUAUCCAGCCAUCAAGAGAGAACUGAGUAAGAAAGAGUCAGGUGAGCUCAACUGCUCACCUACAAUAGAGGAAGUGGCUCUAUAA
Chanos chanos (milkfish) is the source of this 1872-nucleotide messenger RNA. Its product is annotated as solute carrier family 23 member 1-like. Gene Ontology annotation, biological process: transmembrane transport. Gene Ontology annotation, cellular component: membrane. The record is from RefSeq and is a predicted model, not a curated record. The transcript has 12 exons. NCBI's taxonomy places the organism in Eukaryota, Metazoa, Chordata, Actinopteri, Gonorynchiformes, Chanidae. Gene Ontology annotation, molecular function: transmembrane transporter activity. The coding region runs from base 1 to 1872 and encodes 623 amino acids.